This is a messenger RNA of Drosophila willistoni, 3476 nucleotides long. Its product is annotated as lysosomal alpha-mannosidase. Gene Ontology annotation, biological process: mannose metabolic process. Gene Ontology annotation, molecular function: carbohydrate binding; alpha-mannosidase activity. The record is from RefSeq and is a predicted model, not a curated record. The transcript has 5 exons. Bases 351 to 3350 code for a protein of 999 amino acids. Gene Ontology annotation, cellular component: lysosome. Lineage: Eukaryota; Metazoa; Arthropoda; Insecta; Diptera; Drosophilidae.
UUGAUAAUUAUUGCGGCUCAUUAAGAUAUAGAUUAUUACUACGAUCGAAAAGGGAAAACAAAAUUGUUAAAGAACCCCUCCAAGAGUUAAUUUACCAAACAUGAACCCAGCAAAGAGGAACUAAGUGUGCUUGAAAUCGGUUAUCGUUACACUAAUUCAUAAUUGACUUUUCACCAUGAUCCACUUAACGUAAUCCAUGAUACCCCAGAGUGGCGAUUGCUUAUCAAUUGACAUCCCUCCAACGAAUGUAGGUUGCCCAUAUAUAAGCAGUUUAAGUUCAUUUGAUAGUUAGUACUGUGUCCGAUUCCUAACAUCUGCAUUAGUGAGUCGAAAAUCGGCAUUUCGUCGCCAUGAAAUAUUUCGGAGCGAUCGUCCUUGUUAUCGCCCUUUUGGUGAUAAAGGACGUUAAAACUGAGUCAGCAUGUGGAUAUGCGGCAUGUAAUACUGGGAAAGCCAAUAUGAUCAAUAUCCAUUUGGUUCCCCACUCCCACGACGAUGUAGGAUGGCUAAAGACAGUCGAUCAGUAUUUCUAUGGUCUUAAGAAUAAUGUCCAGCACGCUGGUGUCCAAUACAUUUUGGACACUGUAGUUUCUGAGCUCAUCAAGGAUUCGAGUCGCCGUUUCAUCCAGGUAGAGACUUCGUUCUUUGCCAAGUGGUGGGUCGAACAGCCGGAGACGACUAAGCAGAUCGUAACUAAGCUUGUGAACGAAGGACGCCUGGAGUUCACUGGAGGCUCAUGGAGCAUGAAUGAUGAAGCGGCUGUCAACUAUCAAAGUGUUAUUGAUCAGUAUUCCCUGGGACUGAAGUACUUGGAAAACACCUUUGGAGCUUGUGCCCGUCCACGCGUCGGAUGGCAAAUUGAUCCUUUUGGACACUCUCGCGAACAGGCUUCUCUCUAUGCCCAGAUGGGUUAUGAUGGCGAGUUCUUCUCUCGUAUGGAUCACAAUGAUAAGGACGCUCGCUUGGAGAACUUGUCGAUGGAAAUGGUUUGGGAUGCUAGUGAAUCUCUUAGUGAAGCGAAACUGUUUACCGGCAUGCUCUACACCUUUUAUUAUGACAUUCCCGGUUUCUGCUUUGACGUUCACUGUGGAGAUGAUCCAAUUAUUGAUACCAACAGUUAUGACAACAAUGUGAAGUCAAGAAUAGAUGAUUUCAUCACAUACGCAAAAAAAGUUGCAGCACACUUCCGUACAAAUCAUAUAAUGAUUCCAUUUGGAGGAGAUUUUCAAUAUGAGGAUGCAGGACACAAUUUCAAGAACAUGGACAAACUUAUUAAGUACCUUAACGCCCGUCAAGCAGAGGGUUCCAACUUUAAUGUCUUUUACUCCACUCCAUCUUGUUACUUGAACUCUCUCCAUGAGAGUCUUCAAACAUGGCCAAACAAGACUCAGGACUUCUUCCCUUAUGGCAGUGACACAAACAGUUUCUGGACUGGUUACUUCACCUCUCGUCCUACUCAAAAACGAUUCGAGCGCGAUGGAAACCACAUGCUCCAGGUCGCCAAGCAGUUGUCUACAUUCGCCAAUCUCACCAGCGAUAAGCAGAACGAAGAUUUAGAGUACCUGCGUCGCAUUAUGGGUGUGAUGCAACAUCACGAUGCCAUCACAGGAACUGAGAAGCAGCACGUUUCCGAUGACUACGAUCGUCUGUUGCACGAUGCCAUUGUUGGCGCCCAAAACAACGCCAUUGAUGGUUUGCGCAAACUUACCAAUUUACCAACUGGAGAGUUUGAAAGUUGCAUGCAGCUGAACAUCAGUGUGUGCGCCUUUACCAAGGACAGUGCAGAUAAUGUUGUCGUCACUUUAUUCAACCCAUUGGCUCACACGUCUACUGAAUAUGUCCGCAUUCCUGUGAAAGAGGAGAGCUAUCAGGUUACUGACGAGAAAGGCCGCGUUGUAGCUUCUGAAGUGCUUCCCGUCGCUUGGCAGGUUUUGGCCUUGGAAUACCGUUCUAAUGACACUCAACACGAGUUGGUAUUUAAGGCAUCUGUGGAUAAGAUUGCGAGUUACUUUAUAAAGAAGGUUGACAGCGGAGAUAGUGCAGUUAAGGCUCUUCCUAAAAAAUCGAAGGCAGCAUUCACCAGCAAUAAAGAUAUCGCAUCCAACCAAGUCAACCUGGUGGAGACCUAUGACGACAAUGACUCUGGAGAAACAGUCGUUGAGAACUCGCUUAUAAAACUGGUGAUUGAUAAUAAGACAGGCCGCUUGAAGACUGUCUCCAUGAACGGCGUUUCUGAAAGUAUUGAGCAGAAGUUCGCUGUGUACAAAACACAGGAUUCAGGUGCAUAUGUAUUCCGCCAGAAUGGCGAUAUUGAACAAGUGGAGGAUGAUGUGGAGUUCACCGUGUACGAGGGUGAUUUGGUCAAGGAAGUCCAUCAGCAAGUGAACGAGUGGAUCUCACAGGUUAUUCGAAUUUAUGAGGGUGUUAAUCGCGUCGAGUUUGAAUGGCUCAUUGGGCCAAUUCCGACAGAUGAUGAUACAGCUAGGGAAAUUGUUACACUCUUCAAGAGUGGAAUAUCGUCCAAUGGCGUGUUCUACACUGAUGCCAAUGGCCGUGAAAUGAUUAAACGUGAAAAGGACAAGCGCGAAUCAUUCGAAGCCGACUUGAAUCAGCAACCCAUCAGCGGUAACUAUUACCCUGUGACUUCUCGCAUUGCCCUUCAGGAUGGAAACAAACGUUUGGCCAUUCUCACCGAUCGUGCUCAGGGUGGUAGUAGUAUUAACAAUGGAGAGUUAGAGCUUAUGCUGCAUCGUCGUCUCAUUCGUGAUGAUGGCUAUGGUGUUGAUGAAACUUUGAGCGAGGAGAAGUUUGGCACUCCACUGAUUGCCCGUGGCAAAGUGUUCCUCAUCCUUAAUGUCGCCGACGCAAAGGCCACAGCUGCGGAGCGAGUGGAGGAGAAGCAAAUUCACCUGCCCUACUGGAAGUUCUUUAGCAAGAGUAGCUCGGUUAGCAGUAGCGCUGUUCCACUGGAAACACCUGAUUUCAAUGACUUCCCCAAUUCCGUCCAUCUGUUGACCUUGGAGCCCUUCUCAGACGAUGAGAUUUUGUUCCGCGUGGAGAACUUCAUGGAUCACAAUGAGGGCAAGGUUGUGAGCUUCAACAUUCGUUCUAUCUUUGAUACAUUGGGCGGCCUGGAGAUCCGAGAAACUACUCUCGAUGGUAACUUGCCUUUGAGCGAAAUGAAGAGAUUCAAGUUCCAUCAAGAUGGUGCUGGUGUUAGUCCUUCCACCCCGGAGUACUACACUGCCUCGCACAAGCCACUGGCAGUGGAAAAGUCACAAGAUGUUGAUGAUUUCAGUGUUACCUUGAAACCCAUGCAAAUCCGCACUUUCAUCAUUAAAAGAAAAUAGGAAUUCUGCUUUUCUUGGGUGAAAAUCUUAAUUAUUUAUCUUUAGUUAAACGCCGAACAAUAAAUACCCAGUUAUUUGCAAAAGCAUUUGACACCACACAUUCAAAUAAAGAAAAUAUAUAAAAAA